This is a messenger RNA of Letharia lupina, 825 nucleotides long. RefSeq lists its product as uncharacterized. Gene Ontology annotation, biological process: anaphase-promoting complex-dependent catabolic process. NCBI's taxonomy places the organism in Eukaryota, Fungi, Ascomycota, Lecanoromycetes, Lecanorales, Parmeliaceae. The coding region runs from base 1 to 825 and encodes 274 amino acids. The record is from RefSeq and is a predicted model, not a curated record. Gene Ontology annotation, cellular component: anaphase-promoting complex. The transcript has 2 exons.
AUGCUCUCCUCACUCCCCACUCUCCACCCCCCAUCCCCCCACACCCUCUGGUACGCCUCCCUCUCCGCCGGCCCCCCAUCCCAACCCCACCCCACCCCCACAACAACAGACCCGCACCAACCCCACCACGCCCACGCCCACCGCACCAACAACAACAACAACAACCCCCACCAACGCACCCACCUCUCCAUCCUCCGCGAGCACGAAACCGCCGUCCGCCACCGCAAAGCCAACAUCCGACGCUUCGGCGCCGGCUGGCUGCGCCCGCCGGGCGUCGGCAAGACGCUGCAGGGCAUGGCGGACGAGCGGGCGGAGCGGGAAGAGGGGGAGGUGGCGCGGGCAAGGGAGUAUGCGCUUGCGGAAGCGCAGGCGGCGGCGGCGGCGGAAGCGGAGGCGGUGGAGGUUGUGCCUGGGGAGGAGGGGGAGGGGGAGAGGGAUUUGGAUGAGGAGGUGCCGGAUGCGGAUGCGGAUGCGGAUGUUGAGGGAGAGGGGGGGUGGAGCGAUGCGGAGGAGGAUGAGGAGGAGGGGUUGGAGGGGGCGGAACAGACUUUGCUUGAGGAGGGGGAGGGGAGGGGGGAUGGGGAUGGGGAUUUGGAUGAGGAGGUGCCGGAGGCGGAGGAGGGGAGUUAUGAGCAUACGGAUACGGAGGUCGAGGAUGAGAGUAGUGAUGAUGGGGGGCUUGUGAGAGGGGGAUUUGGGAAUGGAGGGCGGGGAUUGGUGCUGGGGGCUAAUGGGGGAGGGGUGUUGGGGAGUAGUGUAUUUGGAAGCAGUCCUGUUAGGACGGGGAGGAGGAGUAGUGGGAGGGGGAGGGGACGAGAGAAUUGA